Molecule: messenger RNA, 444 nt
Organism: Nicotiana tabacum (common tobacco)
Lineage: Eukaryota; Viridiplantae; Streptophyta; Magnoliopsida; Solanales; Solanaceae
Source: RefSeq, a predicted model, not a curated record
AUGAGGAACCUCGUAAAGAUUGUCCUUGUGCUUUCUAUCAUUUCUCUCCUCCUAACAUCAGCAGUUGCUCCUCCAAGCGGCGGCGGCGGCGGAGGAGGAGGAGGAAGAGGUGGCGGUGGAAGUGGCGGUGGAGGUAAAGGUGGCGGUGGCAGUGGCAGUGGCGGUGGAGGUAAAGGUGGCGGCGGUGGUGGCAGUGGAAAAUCUGGUGGCGGUUCCAAAGGUAGUGGUGGCGGAGUAAAGGGAGGUGGUGGCUCAAACAAUAGAGGAACAAGUCCUGGAGGCGGCGGUGGUGGCAGCGGCGGCGGUGGAAGAAAUAUUGGAGGAAACAGUGGGGUUCGGCCGUUACCUCGCGGUUAUCCGGCAAGCAGUAGUUCAUCUACUUCUUUAGGUUGGUCUUGUAUCGCCAUGUCUUUAUUUGCUUACCUUUCAUUUCUUAAUUUUUAA